Molecule: messenger RNA, 3207 nt
Organism: Xyrichtys novacula (pearly razorfish)
Lineage: Eukaryota; Metazoa; Chordata; Actinopteri; Labriformes; Labridae
Source: the annotation of a GenBank genome assembly
AAGUCAACCAACAGGUAGCCAAGUGAAGGUCUGCAUCUCUGUAAACUGCUUUACAAGUUAUUCAAAUACUCUUACAGAAGCUGGACAGGUCUGGUAAUUGUAUUUGAAAGAUCAUAAAAGAUUACAUGGAGAGCAAGGAGUGAAACUGUUUUUAAAGUUUUAAGUCUAGUUCACUGCAUCAAUAAUAUUUUUUUAUUGUCAAAUGAUUACCAUUAAAAUGUUCCUAGCUGUAACACUAAGAAGUCCAGUGUCAUUAUCCUCCCUUUAUUAAUGCUUAAGGCGGACAUACAUUCAUACUUCAUAUUUUACAGUCAUAAAGAACAUAAACACAGAAGACUCCAUCUUCUUUUCAGCAUCCACCAUGGCUUCCUCUGACUCCAAGCUGAAACAGAUCACUCCAGAAUUGAGAUAUGUUUCACUCGAGCGACAGGAGCUCCCGGACAGAAAGAAAAUGAUGGGAGUACUUGAGGAGCUGAGGAAUCAUUGUGAUUUAAAAAAAACAGGUAGUAAAGAUAAGAACAGACAGAUAUCUGCAACAUGAACUCUUUCAUUCACUUGGUGUCCAUGAAAUCUCUGAUUUAAUUUGUCAAUCUGUAUUUUUUUCUUUUUUUACCAGAUGGAGCCACAUCUCAUCAUAGUCACAUUUGUAGCGUUGAUAAAAAACUAAAAGAACCAACAGAAAGAUCAUUUGAAGUCCAAAAAAGUCUUGAAAACAUCAUUAAUGCUAAAGAAAAGAAGACUGAGCAGAAAGGUGAGUCUCGGGGCCUGAUUUACUAAGACUCCACAUACGCAGAACUAAAUUGCAUCUACAUCCCAUCAAUCUUCAGAAGAUGAGCUAGCAUGUUUAUUUGCAGGUGCUAUGAUGGUUACACAUAUUUAAACACUCAAACCUUUAGUAAAUCAGACCCUAGGUUUAUACAACUAAUUAUUACACCAAUAUAUAUAGUGCUUGUUUUUUUUAACACAUCUUUUUUUCUUUGUAAGGGAAUUAUGUGCCAUCCAAUCCAAUAACUGAACCUGUUGAACCGCCUUCCUGUUCAAAUAUUUUCUUUGUUGAAGCUCCGCCCACUUUCUCUGGUAAGUCAGUGGUGCACAAAUGUCAAUUUUUUGGGUCUCUGCACUGUCACCUAUUGAGAAAGGCUGUUUUUACACUCUAUCUACAAUACUCAGUGCACCAAUUUAUUGUGGUAUAACUUAAUCUACUGUGGGGAACUUUGAACUCCGGUCCGUGUCUUGCAAAUGUUUUAACAGUGUCUUCUGAUAAGAAAUCUCAUCCUGCUGAUUUGAAAUAGUCAGACUUAUCAUUUGUUGUAAAUAUUUAUUGUUGAAAUUGUAAAAAAAACAGUCUGUUUAUUUAGCUGCUCAGCCGACAUCUACUCCCUCACACUGGUGUCAAGCAUUAUAAUGUAAAAAUCAUCCAUCGUGUUGCAGAUGCUCUUGUUUGUUUUUGUAGAUCAUAAAAAUGCAUCAGUUUGAAUUUCAGUCUAUUUCAUUGAUGUUGAAAAACUCCUCACUGGAGCUUUAAUGAAGUUUGGGUAAUUUCAUGUCUUUCCACAGCCCCUAGAGUGUAUUUGAAUUCGGAAAACCUCCCUUUGAGACCAUGCAGGACUCAGUGUCCACAGUGUCAUCAGCUUGUGGUGACUGAGACUGUCACCUCGGUCAGCAGUGGGACCUGGCUGAUGUGUUUCCUCACAGCUUGCAUAGGGUAUGGCAGAGUUCCUUCUACCCUGAUAAAAUAUUUGCACUGGAAUCAUUAUCAGGCUUUUAUGGGCUUCAUUGUGUUUGUUCAGCUGUUGCUGCCUCCAGAAUUAUUGACAUUUUAUUUCAUUCUUCUUCCCUUGUUUUUUUUUUACAGCGGUGUGGCUGGUUGUUGCCUCAUUCCCUUUUGCAUCAAAAGGUUCAAGUCAACCACACACAAAUGUCCUCUGUGUCGAUCACAAAUCCAGGUAACAAAAUUGCUCUGAGAGAAAAGCAGCAUUUGAGAAGGCGGAAACACUGACCAGAUAGUGUCGACUCACCAGUGAGGAUGUAUUUCCGCAGUAUGGCUUCCUCAAAGGGUCACUCCAUCACCAAAUAACUCUCCAUCGUGCAGGUUGCAGUGAAUAUCAGUGGUUUGGGAUCGAGUUUGUUAGCUCAGACAUAAAGAUGCAUUCACUUUGUGUGAAUGGAGCAUAUGUGAAAGGGAACAUCUGUUUCUGUGGCUGACACUUGUUGUGUAAUUGUGUAUUACAUAAAGACUAUGCAAUUUCAUCUAUUCCUGAAUUAAAAGACCAAAGCAAUAAUAUAACAGCACUUAAACCCUAUCAUACGACAAUCCCUCAUUUCCCACCGAGGUAUGUAAUGCUUAAAAUCUCCACCAGGUAUCACUGUUGUUUUCCUUUAACCAGGGCAUGAAAAUGAACAAAUCUCUCCUGACAUGUGAACUCUAUCCAUCUAAAUGCACCCUAUCCAGUGGUUAAUGUUUCUCACUGGAUAGGCAAUGUUUUACACUCUUGACAAUAUUUUAUUGCAUUGAAUCAGAAACUAAAAAUGACUAUAAAGCUUAUGGCAUUUUCAGCUAUUUACAGCUUGUUUCCUUUGAGGGAUGGUGCAGAUGGAUGUAGAGGCAGAAAAGCACAAAAAACAAAUAUGGCGAGCACACCAGAAGAAUUCGCUUGGCGACAUGAUAAAACAGAAUCUAGACCAGAUAAGCAGCUGUUAGAGUGUUGCAGCCAGUAAAAAAAAAGCAUGUCUCUAAAAAGUCUGACAUUUAAAGUUGUUCCUUCUUUAUGAUCUUGUUUAACUUUAUGUGGUCGGCGCAUGUUGUUAAACCUGUCUGGGGCAAAGAGAUUGGCAUAAAUUAAUAAAAUAGCACCGACUCUAGCUGGCACGUCUUUGUUAGAAAUAAAAAGCAGCUAUUGUUUUUGUCAGUCCUCCUGUGCUGGGACAGAAUAUAGACAUUUGUUGUUAGUUUUGGCAACCUGCAACGGAGCAGCUGGCUUGUCUGGCUCUUAUCUUUGACAUCUUGACUCUGCAACACCAAAGCCAAAUCAGAAUAGCGUACGAGAAAGUUGGCAGAAGAGUGGGAAAUAGAUUUGCACAUGUAAAUAAUAAACAUACCUCUCUUCUAUGCGCUGUGUAAAGCAUCCCUGUCAGCACUGGAGCCAAUCCAGGUGCCAUGGUGGAGCUGUUUUCCCUGUGGGUGGGCGGCAGAAACCAUGCAGAGGC